This is a messenger RNA of Anopheles cruzii, 651 nucleotides long. Its product is annotated as UV excision repair protein RAD23 homolog A-like. Bases 124 to 651 code for a protein of 175 amino acids. NCBI's taxonomy places the organism in Eukaryota, Metazoa, Arthropoda, Insecta, Diptera, Culicidae. Gene Ontology annotation, biological process: proteasome-mediated ubiquitin-dependent protein catabolic process; nucleotide-excision repair. Gene Ontology annotation, molecular function: polyubiquitin modification-dependent protein binding; damaged DNA binding; proteasome binding. The transcript has 2 exons. The record is from RefSeq and is a predicted model, not a curated record. Gene Ontology annotation, cellular component: nucleoplasm; cytosol.
GCUAGUUCCUGGGCCAAUCUGCGCCUGCCGGCUUCGGUCGACGGUGCAAAGGACGAAAAAGCCGCUACUUCGACCGGUACCGUGUCGGAGGAGAUACUAACCAAUGUAAACAGAAUUAGAGCGAUGGGCUUUUCUGAAGAGAGCACCAUCGUCGCACUGGAAAUUUGCGCUAAUAAUCCCGACCGUGCCGUCGAGUACCUUCUGAACGAGAGCGUGGACGAGUCAUCAGCUAGUGCUGGUGGUGGUGGCACGACCGGUGACGGUAGUUCGCUUGCGGUUCUCCGUGAAAAUCCAUUUUUUGGGAAAAUGAUGUACCAAAUGAGAGAGCAGCCCGAUCGGCUACCAAUGCUAUUGAAUAUGUUCAAAUAUAGAUAUCCGCAGUAUAUGCGGAUCAUCGCCGACAACCCGAAGGAGUUUCUGAAGCUGAGCAAAGAUGCCCCGGGGACGGCACCAAUCAGCUUGCCACUGUGGCAAAGUCUUACCACCGAAGCUGUUGGCAGUGUAUCGCCGAAUGGCAGUACCGCAAUUGAUCGUUUGAAGGCUCUCGGGUACCCGGAACACCGUGUCAACGAAGCGUACGAAGCGUGCGGGUAUGACGAGCAGAAAGCGGCCGAUUUUCUAUGCUCGCAGGCACGCGGCGAUGGCGAAUAG